AACGCGUCGACUCGUUGAUAUAAAUUUCUUGUGUCAAUCACAUUAUGCAAAUUCUACUUUGUUCGCAAAACAAUAAAAGUUAUUUCUGUAAAAUAACGUGAAUUACACGCGCCGUAACAGUAAAUGUCAAGGAUGACCGGAAAGGGAGACGUAAGAAAGAAGAAAAAAAGAGUGAGACCUAUGAAAGUCGCUGCUCUAGUCGUCUCUGCUAUACAGGACUUACGGGAAACCAAAGGAUCUACAUCGAAACAAAUCACGGGAUACAUUAGUUACGCCUCGAGCUUGCCUGAACAACGCGUCAAACGGCAAGUGAAUGCGGCUUUGAAACGAGGUGUGAAGUACGGUAUUCUGCGAAGAUACCGCGGUCGUUAUUUUCUUCCAACUGGCGACGAAUUGGAUCGCGCGAAUCGUAUCGCCAUGCGAUUCGCGAGAUUGUCGAUGCCCUCGCCGCUUCUCGCGAAGAUCAAUUCUGUCAGAGUAAAGGACCGUAAGAGGCUUCGACGAAUUGUUAACGGAAAGCGAAAUAGCAAAAAAGUUUCGAAAACGCACCACAGCCCUUCCGUCUCAGUCAAUCCGAAUUUGGUGGAUAAACUUGUCAAUGACGUCGUGGUUGUGUGACAAAGUGAAAUUAUUUACUAUCUUGCGAGAAAGAAAGAGGAUGUUUUCGCGAGACAUGCCGUACGUGUUCCUGUUCUUUGUACACAGUCAUGUGUGUUUAUUCGCGCGAACAACUAUUAUUUAUUAUCCAUCAAACAAAAUGUAGAAUUGAUUUAAUUAUUAAUAAACGUUUG
Pseudomyrmex gracilis is the source of this 791-nucleotide messenger RNA. RefSeq lists its product as uncharacterized. Lineage: Eukaryota; Metazoa; Arthropoda; Insecta; Hymenoptera; Formicidae. Gene Ontology annotation, biological process: nucleosome assembly. The coding region runs from base 124 to 618 and encodes 164 amino acids. Gene Ontology annotation, molecular function: DNA binding. Gene Ontology annotation, cellular component: nucleosome. The transcript has 2 exons. The record is from RefSeq and is a predicted model, not a curated record.